CACUUCACUCAUUCACUUCUGAACAUUCACACACACUCACGUACACACACUGAUCGCUGCAGCAAGGGGCUCCACUAGAAUGGAUGCUCAUUUUCCCCCAAUGAACAUGGGAGAGCCCUGUGUUCAGAUCUUUGAGCAGCCCAAACAAAGAGGCAUGCGCUUCAGGUAUAAAUGUGAGGGCCGCUCAGCAGGCAGUAUACCUGGAGAGAAAAGCUCUGAUAAUAACAGGACAUACCCAAGCAUUCAGAUUUUGAAUAACUGUAGAAAAGGAAAAGUGCGUGUGUCUUUGGUAACCAAAAACGAGCCCUACAGGCCACACCCACACGACCUGGUGGGAAAAGACUGUAAGGAUGGCUACUACGAGGCAGAGUUUGGACCUGAACGCAGGGUGAUUGCCUUCCAGAACUUGGGCAUCCAGUGUGUGAGAAGAAGAGAAGUUAAGGAUGCCAUAAUGCAGAGAGUAAACAGAGGCAUCAACCCCUACAAUGUUCCACGGGACCAGCUCUUGCUGACAGAGGAGUACGACCUAAACGUGGUGCGACUGUGUUUCCAAGUCUUUCUACAGGACGAAACUGGACGUUACAGCAUUGGAUUAACCCCUGUCAUCUCUAAUCCCAUCUAUGACAACAGGGCCCCAAACACCGCGGAGUUGCGCAUUUGCCGGGUCAACAAGAAUAGCGGCAGUGUGAAGGGCGGUGACGAGAUCUUCCUGCUUUGUGAUAAAGUGCAGAAAGAUGAUAUAGAGGUGCGCUUCUUCAACCAAACCUGGGAGGCUAGAGGCUCCUUCUCUCAGGCAGACGUCCACAGGCAGGUGGCCAUUGUGUUCCGAACACCGGCCUACUAUGACACCUCCAUCACGUCUCCUGUCACUGUUCACAUGCAGCUGCGCCGUCCCACUGACCAGGAAGUGAGCGAGCCCAUGGAGUUCAGAUACCUGCCUGAUGAUAAAGAUCCCUACGGAUGUCAAGAGAAGAAGCGGAAAAUAGACAGUCUAAUGAAAUCCCUGUCUGGCUUUUCAUCUGGACCUAUAAGCUCUCUGAACAGAACCAAAGCAGGCAGCCAUAGAAUUAAAACUGAACCAACAAAUUUCUUUGGAAAGCUCCAAAGCCAUGGCAUUAUGAGACAAAGUCAUCAAAACAUGAUGCAAAGCACCUGUUCUUCCCACUCCAUGAUGCCAUCAACUUCAGCAUCUCCAGCUCUGUCAGCAUAUAACCCUGUUCAGUGGAGCAAUCCACUUAACUUCAACCCAGCAAGCAACAGCCCUGGGCCCAGUAAUGGGGUCGGCAUGCAGCAGAUCAACACAGUUAACCCCGUUAACGCAGUUAACACAGUUCCCACCCUCAACACCACAGGUGAAAGUGGAAACAGUCUCCCCUUACUGAGUUCAUUUGAUCUGGAGAUACUGAACCCCCAAGGCCCCUCAGCCAGCCAGCCUCGGCAAGAGCAACAGGACCAGAGUGUCCAGCAUGCCCAGCCUGCACACCAGCCACCCCACAGAAAAGAUGCUAUGCCUGCUCAUGGUGGAGACACCAUGUGGUAUAAUUUUGAAACCCAGGGAACGUCAGGGACGCAGAAUGGGGCACAGGGCACAGGUGGGAUGAUGGGGAUGGGCUACCCGUACUCAGACAGCCAGGAUGGGAGUGAGAUGCUACAGAGUCUGGUGGGCUCUCAGUUAGGUGUUCAUUUAAAACAAGAGCCUCAAAGCCAGAGCAACCUGACCAUGCUGGGACCUGCCAACACAGUCACUUCUGACUGCACACAAGUCUUCACCCUGCUCAACUACCCUUCAGCCAAUGGCAGUGGCCAAGAGGCCAUGAGGCAGGCAGCCAGCGGGACCAACAUGCCAGUGCAAAGAAACACACAAACCCCAUCUUACUCCAUGACUGGCAUUGGGAAUGGACUGAACUGGCCAUACUAUCCAGGACAGUAACAGGACUGCACACCAGAAUUCAGAUUUUUUUUUUUUUAAAAAGGGUUGUAAAUUUAGCACUGCACUGAACCAUAAGGAGCACAAUAUGUAGGUUAUUCUUUUGCUCUUUUGACAUUAGAUGACCAAAUCUAUAAUUUCUGCUUUAAAUAUAUAGGCUCCAUUUAAUGCUUUCUGGUUUAUUUUUAUGUUUUUCUUUAUCUUUUCCUUACCAACAGAUUAAGUUUAAGUACGAGGGACCAAAAACUGUAAGAAACCACUGUCAGAUCAAAAAGGCAGCAGGAUUUCUAUAAACAUUUAUGUACAUAGAAUUUAAAGGUCAUAUUUGGGAUUUCUGGAAAGUUUUCUUAAGUGUGGCGAAGUACUUGUGUUCUCUGGAACUCGCAGAGGUCUUCAGACCCUGGUAAUGACUAUGUCAUGUUAAAGAAAUGUUCCACUGAAAGUUCUCAGAAUACUAUGUCUAAAAAAAUGGUUUCUUAGACAAGGCCUUUCGAAAAAAAAAAAAAGUAAAAAAGAAAAAGUUGUGUUUUGCCUUUAAAUGAUGUUUUGUACUAUUUUACAUUCACUGGCUGAGAGAGAUAUACAUUAAGAGGAGUUUGUUGCUUUUUUAAUUAUUUCUGUUUUACUUAUUUGAGCAUCACAAUGAACAGAAGAUGAUUUUUCAUGUGUACAUGUUAUUUUUGUCAAUGCAUUGUGACUUUUUUUUGUGAAUGUUCGGUUAUUUUUAUACAAUAAAAAUGGAGUUUAGGAAAAA
Astyanax mexicanus (Mexican tetra) is the source of this 2681-nucleotide messenger RNA. RefSeq names its product v-rel avian reticuloendotheliosis viral oncogene homolog (gene rel). Lineage: Eukaryota; Metazoa; Chordata; Actinopteri; Characiformes; Acestrorhamphidae. Gene Ontology annotation, cellular component: cytoplasm. Gene Ontology annotation, molecular function: DNA-binding transcription factor activity, RNA polymerase II-specific; RNA polymerase II cis-regulatory region sequence-specific DNA binding. The coding region runs from base 80 to 1930 and encodes 616 amino acids. Gene Ontology annotation, biological process: response to cytokine; cellular response to stress; innate immune response. The transcript is spliced from 10 exons. The record is from RefSeq and is a predicted model, not a curated record.